This is a messenger RNA of Vespa velutina, 7584 nucleotides long. RefSeq names its product irregular chiasm C-roughest protein (gene tei). NCBI's taxonomy places the organism in Eukaryota, Metazoa, Arthropoda, Insecta, Hymenoptera, Vespidae. The record is from RefSeq and is a predicted model, not a curated record. Gene Ontology annotation, cellular component: cell-cell junction. The transcript is spliced from 11 exons. Gene Ontology annotation, molecular function: cell adhesion molecule binding. Gene Ontology annotation, biological process: cell-cell adhesion. Bases 2834 to 4894 code for a protein of 686 amino acids.
UUUUCUUUGCAUUCGGUAUAUGGGAAUUUUAUUUGGAGAAAAAGAAUGAGGCAAUAAUGAUAGAGAAGAAUAGAUAUGUAUAUAGAUAAAUAAUGAGAGAGUAAGAGCGACGACGAAAAGAGCUCGACGUUGAUGGACUUGCACGUGCGUGACUGAGUACGAUGACGUUUGAACGGCCUUCUCCCUUACUCCAUCUCUCCAUCUCUAUCGCUCUAACGCUUUGAGUAAGCUUCGCACGUGAUUAUUGUGGUCAAAGGGAGCAUUGACGUGACGCAACGAUCUCUCGGUUGGUUUCGAUCGAAUCAGGCGCACACGAUCGGCUAUUUCCUUUUGUCUCUUUGUCCUAACAAGGAUUGCUUAUCUCUCUCUGUGUAUCAAAUUCGCUUUUGCAUCCAUGAACUCGCUUCCGUGGUCCAGUGCUCGUCGAGCGAACUGAGUUACGACGACCACGCGGUUAUCGCUCUUCCAUUUUUUAUAAACCGCCUGCAUGGAGGCUCCAUACUUUUACCGCGUUAUCAACGAUAAAUUGUUUGGAUGGUAGUAGCGUGAGAGACAGGAAGGACAGUAAAGUUCACAUUUCUACGACUACUUGACGAAAAUAUAUAACGAACUUUGAUGCCAAAACAGAUACUUUGAAUCUCGUCUCAUCGCGUAUUUUUGUUAUAUCUUCGCAUAAAAACACGGCAUUAUGGAUUCGCAUAAUGGAGCCAACUUGUAGAGCGUUCUUGUUAUAUGCGUUACGCUCAUUGCCUCCGAAAGACAAUUUAUAUCAACGAGACCUUUUUUUUUAUUCUUUUAAUAGUUUUGUAUAGUAGUCAUUCAUAUGUUCGAAGAAACGUGAACAAUGAAAAAGACGAAAUAUAAACGUGCAGCCAGAGGUUAGGACCACUGACAAGAUCGUUCGCAUGGAUGUCUCUUAAUAAGAUCAAAACGUGAUCUGGUCUUUCUUGCGCGAGUCGUCUCAUCCGAAGAUGGUAUAGCGUACAGUAUACACUGCAUACGUACAACGUACUACGAGCGAGCGAAACAAAGGGAGCGCUCGAUGCAUAUGCACGAGGGAUUCUGCGUACCUAGUUUAUGGACCGAUGAUUUCAGAUGGGAAUAAACUGAUAUCGAGCUUUGCGUCUCGCGUAAAUUUGCGACCCUAACAUGACCCGAUUUCUAAAGUCUCGAGAAAUGUCUCAAUGCAAUUGUUCGUUAUAAUGAUCUAAAUCUAGGGGAACGAUCAAUCGAUCGCUGCCGUACCUAUAUGAUCUUUUCCUCUCCUUCUACGUUGUAUACGUUUAGUAUCGUAAUCUCUCUAGAGCCCCGCUUAAGUAGAAUCGAUUUUGGCGAAAUCGCUGAAGCAACGUUUUCGCGAAAAGUACGAAUGAUUUAUGUGCCUGUCUGAUUGCUACCUCGAAUUCGAUAUGGUGUUCGCAUCCAAGCCGACAAUCGCGAAGACUAAAUCUGGUUUGUAACGAUGAUCGACCUGGAAUCGUUCGAUAACUCGAUUACGUGUAAAUCGCGAGCUUGAAAAGUGAACGGUUAAAUGACUUGUGUGCCAUUAACUCCUUAAUGAUCGAAUAUUACGCAUUUUGCCGAUUAUGAUUUCCCAUCGAUUUCCUCGAUUCGAGCCAUCCCACAUUUCCGCUCGUUCGCAUUACGUCGUGCCGCUAGCCGAGUAAUCAUUAUUUCAAGUCGCUGAUGCGAUAUAAUCUAUAGUCGAAGGUAAGCACGAAUCAAAAUUCGACGAGAAUACAAUUUUACACCUGAGUCAAAAAAGCUAUGAAAGCCUGAAUAUACGUACCAUGUUCCAUUAUGAAACGAGUAAGUUUCAACGAAGCCAUCGAAGAUUAAAUCCUUCGUUAUAUACCGCGUGGCCUAGAUUUUCUUGGCUUUUACAGACUCGCAAUGGACAAUAUCGAUAACGAGAACGAAUUUUUCCAAAAAAAAAAAAGAAAUGAAAACUCAUCGAAACGAAACUUUCUCCGAGAGAGUUCGCGCGGAGUUCUGUAAACUUUGAAAACGGCAUCAAGUGCUUGUUCCCGAAGUUUAUUGCGGUUUCCUCUGAAAAAAAAAAAAAAAAAAAAAAAAAAAAGAAAAAAAUAUAUGAAAAUCGAGCUACGCUUUUAAUGGAAACUACAAGCUUUUUCGUCGUCGCGAUUCUUCGAGAUUUUCAUACAAAAUCUCGAAGGUUCUUAAUGGUCUCUCGUUUUUGUUAAAAAGAAAAAUCCGAAUCGAGUCGUCUAACCGAUUAGUGAAAGAUUUUAUGAACUAUAAAGAGUCAUCGUUACGUAUGAUAGGAGUUGUGAGGAAUUUUCGGUGACACGUUGUUCGCCACAUUACAGAAUCUUCGAAAGGGGUCGUUGGCACUGUGAAAGUUCGUGAAUGACGGUCGAUAAGGCGAACGUAUCGUGGAACUCCGAGAGGAAGAGGAAUUCGGAAAGGUGGAAUAACGUAUUACGAGGGGCAAGAGGUGGAGGACGAGGCGAAAUGCGAGCAAAACAUUGACGAGGAUCCUCAAUGUCGAGGCGCUCGACUCGUGCCGGUCAGUGAUGCCGCCAUUGAUGCAUCGAUGCUGACUUAUUCGACGUGUACGGUGCUCCAACGGAUUAUUCGACACGGAUGACAUUCGGACGUUCGCGUAGUAAUCGUGAUACUGUCGAUCAUUUCGUCUGAGAGAGAGAGAGAGAGAGAGAGAGAGAGAGAGAGAGAGAGAGAGAGAGAGAGAGAUAGAGAGAGAGAGAGAGAGAGAGAGAGAGAGAGAAAGAGAGGGAGAGAGAGAGAGAGAGAGAAAAAAAGGUGGUGGGUAGACUACUGCGAAGGGUGAAAAUUUAGCAGUGAUGCCGUGAUGGGCUGCAGCUCGAGAUCGUUCGUCUUGACCACGCUCUUCGUGGGUGGAUUACUUCUGGUCCUGCUCUUGAGCGAGAUAUCCGGUGCAACGCGCCUUAGACAACGUGCGGGCACCACGGAUUCUCCGAGAACCGGUUCCGGAAACGGAGCGAUCGUUUUGGCGCUUCGUGGUGGAAGACAAGAGAGUGGUCGAAGAGCACGAAGAACGACAACGUCGACAACGACGACGACGACAAGUACAACGAAGAGCACAACGACAUCGUCGUCGUCGACGUUGAUAUCCUUCGGCGAGGACGUCGCUCAGCCUGCAGCACUUUUAGCUCCCGAAGAAGAGACAUGGUCCGUUAGUUCCUCAACAACGAGCAAUCUUCCGUUUUCCUUUCCUUCGAGCGGUGUGUCCACGUCAUACGCGAGACCCGUCUCUACGAAACCGCAUUUAGAGCUUGUCGUAAAACCACAUAGCAAGGUUAUUUUGCCUUGCGAACUCGAAGGGAAUUAUUCUAGGCUCCUUUUAUCAGGAUCAAGAAGUUACAGAAUACAUGGGAAUCCGGCUGUAUGGUUGCACGAAGGAAAUCCGGUGGACAUGCUCACGAUAAACACGAGAACGGAAAUGAGCGGAACUGGUCACAGAUACAUCGGUGAUUCUACUACAGCAGCUUUGCAUAUAGAUAAUGUCAGAUUGGAGGAUGACGGUAUGUGGGAGUGCACCUUGGAACACGAUCAAGAAGAGUUCCUUUUGGGGAGACCAAUCAAGCUUGUUGUUCUCGAAGCACCUCGGGGGACGUACCUGCUAAUAGAUGGGCGCAGACUGGAUCCAGGAAACCAGUUUGUGCCUGUUAAGGAAGGCUCCGAGCUGACAUUGGAAUGCGCCGCCGAGGGUGGAAACCCACCACCGGUUUUGGCAUGGGGCAUGAUCCUAUCCCAAGCCACUUUGGACGGUCCCGAACAACCACCGGAUAACCUCACAGUCUUACCUUCGACGUCCGCCAGACACAGUGGAGCUCACCUUAAAGUCUUGAGGGGUCACCACAAUGCCACCAUCGUUUGCGUGGCCCGUCACGUUACCCUUACUGUGCCGAUGAACGCCAGUAUUUUGUUAGACGUUCAAUAUACUCCAUCGUUCGCGAUAACGCGUUUACCUGGAUUUGGAAUUCCCAUCGUCGAGGGAAUGUCUGUCAGCCUAAAAUGCGAGGUGGACAGCAAUCCUGUGAGCACUCCGAUAUGGCAGCGGGACAAUGGACUACUUCCCGUCGAGCAGAGCGAUGACGGAUGGUUGAACUUUACAAAAAUCACUCGUGCCGAGAGCGGCUGGUACAAAUGUUACACUCGGCACAUGCUCGGAAUUUUCACUAGUAUUGGUUAUUUUCUGAAUGUUCGCUAUAUGGAGACCGAGGCAGAGGCAUUGAACGGAGAAGCUACCGAUUCAAGGAGAAUGGAGGUGCAGAUUGGCGGGGCGGUGACUCUCGAGUGUGACGGCGGAUGCUGGGGUCACGGACCUGGAAUGGAUCCAGUAGGUGGACCAGGGCCUCUUGCUUUGAGCCGGGUCGUCUAUCAGGAAGCAGGAGAGUACAGAUGCGUUGCUCCUGAUCGAAAAAUGCAGGACACGUGGAGGGCUCAGUUACCUUACCAUAUUAAGGUCACCGGACGACCUAUGGUUUAUCCACCCAAUCAAACGGUGACAGCAAACGAGGGUGAACCCUUGGAUGUCAUCGUCGAGUUCUGUGCAGAGCCCAGUUAUACACGAGUUUUUUGGAUGUCCGAACAGCAAGUUUACAUACCCGGUGCUCCCUCUCGGGAAGGUAUACAAGCUCUUGACAUUGAGAACGGUGGUACCGAGACAUGCUACAGGGCGAUUUUACGCUUCGAAACGAUUCAGUGGUCCCAUGCUGGUGAAUGGUUGCUGCUGGUACGCUCGUCGAAAGGGAUCGCGGACGCUUCCGUUUUACUCAACGUGACGCGUGCUUCCGGAUACAGCCACGCCCACCUCCGUUCGAUGGCUCCAGCGACUCUCCUUCUCUGCCUGACCUUGGCCAUUAUACAACAGCAGCAUCCACGCUGAACCAUACCGUUCUACGGAUCUUUGGAAAAAGUUUCGAGGGGGAUGAAAGUGGUGAAAAGGGUAGUAGAGAGGGUAGGAUGGCGAGGGAGAAGGGGGAGGAAAGAAAAGAAAGAGUAUAAGAGUUCUACUGCCUCGAGAGGAAGCGAUACGAAGGAGAGGAAGAGAAAACGUUCAAACUUUCGACGUAAACUUUGUAAAUAAAUAUCGAAGUUCGUGCGAGAACCGAAUCGAUCGUAGAUCGAAGAACAUCGAUCUGUUCGCAAAGUCCUAAGAAAACGACGAUAAUAACGCAUUUUAUCCUGCCCUAAUCGACGAAUCCCUUGCGAAACAUUUUACGGACCACCAUCGUUUCUCCGAUAAGUAUGGAAGGUACCCCACGAGGAAAGCAUAGUUUUUCUUUCUUCAAGAGGUAUCAAUUAGUAUUUAAUAAAAGAGUCUGUAUAUAUAUAUAUAUAUAUAUAUAUAUAUAUAUAUAUAUAUAUAUAUAUGUAUGUAUGUAUGUACGUAUGUAUGUAUGUAUGUAUGUAUGUAUGUAUGUAUGUAUGUACGUAUGUACGUAUGUAUGUAUGUACGUACGCAGAAAGCGUGUGUAAUUCGUAUUACAUGCCUAUGUAAUAUAUAUAUAAUGAUAAUAAUAACAUUAACGAUAAUAUGGAUAAAAGAUAAUACACGAUACAUUAUUGAAUGAUAUGUGUUACAUAUUGAGUAACAAUACGUAUUACAUGGAUUCGCAUAUGUUAUUAUGGAAAAGUGAUAAACGUUAUCGGUAAAGUUCCGUGAACGUUUAUGAAGAAUUUGUUGAGAGAAUUGGAAAUUUUUUGUUUGUUCAUUUAUUUGUUUGUUUGUUUGUUUUUAGGGCAAGAUCGAGCGUAUAAAAACUAUAUGUAUAUAUUUGUAUAGAUCAGUUAUAAGGGAGCAUGCACAGCGUAUACUUAUUCUCAAAUGGAUACAGAUAAGGGUAAAGCGCGAGAUAAUAGGAUUCAGACGAGGCGACGACCAAUUACGUUCGUUUCGAGCUUUUUCCAAAGCGACGAACGUCGCGUACCGUCCGUCAAAUGCGGCCGAGCGACUCGUCGUAAAAAAGCCGGGUAAACUCGGCGAUGCGUAAACUCUCAUUUUCAUCGCUGAAUAUCCCCGUCGAGAUUAAACGUAAAAGAUUUAGCUAUGGAGAAACAAAAAAGAAUUAAGAACUAACGCGUUAUGUAUUACAGCGAAGAUAAAUAGGUAAAAGAUCGAAAUAAAACAAAAAAAAAUUGUUGUAUAUUAUUUUUAGGUAAUUACCUAGAAUAAGUUUAAGAAUCAAUAGAGUGUAUAUAGUGAUUGUAAAUGCAUAUAGGGUGCCGUACGAUGUGCCGUACGAACGAAUUAUACAGUGACGCUGUUAGAGAUAUAUUUAUUAUUCGUUGAUAUAUUUUUAUAAAGUUUUAUUUAGCCAUAAGUUAUCGUUCGCCUAUCCCUUCCCGAUACAUCGUGGCACGCGCCAUCGUUCGUUCGUUCGUUCGUUCGUUCGUUCGUUCGUUCGUUCGUUCGUACGUUCGUUCGUUUUUAUUCAUAGAGAAAGUAAUAGAAGCUAAAUUGGGAUGGAAGAGAGGAAAAGCGACGGCCAUUUUCGAUUUAGAAGUUUUCUCCGUAAGAGAAAAACGUUUAUCUACGCGUUAAAACGUAGUGUCACCCAGUCGACUCUCAUCCUCCGAAUGGACAAUUCUAAAUCGAAGUUAACGAUAGUUACCGUUACUGCAGAACCGUGUAACAUUGUCGUUACCAUUGUUUGAUCUCUUCUACUAGUAUAGUAGUAAAAGUUUGGCGUAACUCCCUCGCCGUUCGGUCCAUUCUUCGCUCUCUUCCUCUCUCUCUCAUUUUCUCUCAUUCUCUCUCAUUCUCUCUCUCUCUCUCUCUCUCUUUCUUUCUCUCUUUCAUUUUCCAAUUCUCUCUUCAAUCCUCUCUUUUCCUCUCAUUCGCUUUUUAAACCUUUCUCUCUCUCUCUCCCUCUCUCCUUUCUCUCGAAUUCGUUCGCUUCGUUACGCGAACUUUCCAUGAGUUCUGCGGUUCCUAAUUUUUAAAAGUGCAUAUAUAUAUAUAUAUGUGUGUAUAUAUAUAUAUGUGUAUAUAUAUAUAUGUGUGUGUGUACACAUAUAUAGUUCAGCAAGGGAUAUUUAAUUCCAUUCGCGAAACAGAAAAUUUGCGCGAUAGCCGGACACGGUGUCGGUGUAUACCUAUAGAUAAAAUGAAAUACCUGAUGUCUUUAAUUUUUUCCUUUCCUUUUUCCUUUUCUAAUUUUAAACGACGAAACACAAUUUCAUUAUUGCGUAAGGUGUUCUAAGUAAGCAACGUAAUGUAAUCGUUGUACUCAAUGACGCCUAAAAGUCCAAUAAAUGAUAUUUACAAUACACUUAUGCCAAACCUAUCUCUAUUUCUCUCUCUCUCUCUCUAUCUCUUUCUCUUUCUCUCUCUCUCUCUCUCUCUCUCUCUCUCUCUUUAUCUCUUUAUCUCUUUCUUUCUCUCUCUCUCUCUUCUUUUUUACUUUCUCUCUGUCUCUUCGUCUUUAUUUUUUCGUUUCUUCAACGGUAAGUUACUUUCUCAAAGUGGACGAAUGACAUUCUUUAACAAAUUCCCCGACUUUUAUUAGAAAUUUUCUUAUUAAAGUUUUAAUACUGUUCUUGAUAAAUGCCGAAUAAAUUUUAUAAACAAUA